AUGGGCCCCCACGUUUCGCUGUGGGACCUCGAGGCAUGCCAAAUGUCUAACGAGGCGCUUCUGGACAAGGAGGUUGCCGCCAGGGUUAGGGCGAACGUCGCGGGUGAUUUCCAGUCGGAGCAGGCGAAUGGCUUCUCCAUGAAGCCUGAGGAAGGUUACUAUGACCUGGUGUCGAUUUUUAUGGUGAAGGAGGAUGACGCUGAAUGUGAGAAAAGGCGCACCUCCACAGAGAAGCACAAGUUUGUGAAAGACACGGAGAAGAAGAAGGAGAAGAGGAAGAACCUCGAGUGUCAGGUGCUCGAGGAACGACAAGCUAAACAAAGGUGUGAGGGGGAGCCUGAGGAAGAAUCACCCGAUGAAGACGAUGGUGAUGACGACGAUGACGACAACGACUCUAAGGGGAUGGUGGCUCACCUCGAUCAGACAAGGGGACUGAGGUACCUCGAGUCGAGGGGCGGACGCCAUGGCCCAUUGGGCUCCAUUCCAUCGAGGAAGAGAAGAAGAAGAAGACUGAAGAGGAGCAAAGGAGGAGGAAGGAAGAGAAGCAGAAGAAAGAAGAGGAAGAGCAGGAUCAGCGUCGUCUUGUGGAGCAGCAGUAGCGACAAGAAGCAUAGGAGUAGCAGCGGCAGCGGGAGCUGCAGGAGCAGCAGUGGCAGCAGAGGGAACAGUGGCAGCAUGAGGAAUAGCUGGAGCAGCAACGGCAGCAAGAGCUACAGGAGCCUGAACUACAGUAGCGGCGGUGGCAGCAGCAGUUAG
Messenger RNA from Sorghum bicolor (sorghum), 756 nucleotides. RefSeq lists its product as uncharacterized. The record is from RefSeq and is a predicted model, not a curated record. Lineage: Eukaryota; Viridiplantae; Streptophyta; Magnoliopsida; Poales; Poaceae. The transcript has 3 exons. The coding region runs from base 1 to 756 and encodes 251 amino acids.